Messenger RNA from Solea senegalensis (Senegalese sole), 3161 nucleotides. RefSeq names its product DnaJ (Hsp40) homolog, subfamily C, member 3b (gene dnajc3b). Lineage: Eukaryota; Metazoa; Chordata; Actinopteri; Pleuronectiformes; Soleidae. Gene Ontology annotation, biological process: protein folding in endoplasmic reticulum. The transcript has 12 exons. The coding region runs from base 370 to 1866 and encodes 498 amino acids. Gene Ontology annotation, cellular component: endoplasmic reticulum. The record is from RefSeq and is a predicted model, not a curated record. Gene Ontology annotation, molecular function: protein-folding chaperone binding; misfolded protein binding.
AGUGUACAGGUCACCAUCUGUUCAUCCAUCCAUCAUGGCGUUACGUAAAUGUAUUUUACGUCAACGUAAAUCCCAGAUAUCGCUACCUUAGUUUUUAAGGCGCUGAACUGUUAUUUUAUUUUUUCAGGGGGUGGUGGGAGUGGAGGAACCUUUCAGCGGCGUGUCAUAUUUCCACACGGAGCGCUGUGACAGAGGGAUCAUAAAUACACAGUUGUUGCUGUCCGUUUUGGUUUGACUGAGAGGAAACGAUGAGUAUUUAAUACAGAAAAAAUAUCGUUUUCAAUGAAACGAAUCGACAUUUUCGCUGGACGUGAAAGCAGAAGCGUUAAGUUCGCUGGUUCCGGUGUCACAGAGUGAGUGGGUUCGGUCAUGGAGUCUUGUCGGCGGACGGGACUCAGUGGGGUCCUAUGUUCCCUGUCACUGCUGUGUGUCAUCCUGGACAUCCAGCUAGACGGUGUCUUGGGGGCAACACAUGUGGAGAUCGAGCACCACUUGGAAAUGGGCCGCAAACUUCUGGCAGCCGGUCAGCUGGCUGAAGCCUUGUCCCACUAUCACUCUGCUGUGGAGGGAGACUCUAAGAAUUAUUUAACCUACUACAAGCGAGCUGCGGUCUUCCUCGCCAUGGGAAAAUCCAAAUCUGCCCUGCCAGACCUGACCAGAGCCAUCCAGCUCAAGCCUGACUUUCUGGCAGCCAGACUGCAGAGAGGGAAUAUCCUGCUGAAGCAGGGCAACAUGCAGGAGGCCAGGGAGGACUUUGAAGCAGUGCUUCAACGCUCUCCAGAGCACGAAGAAGCUCUCAACCAGCUAAUGAAAGCAAAUGAGCUGGAGGACCUGCAGGAGGAGGCUCACGCUGCGUACCACCAAGGAGACUACAGCACGACCAUCACUUUGCUGGAGAGAGUCAUAGAGAUCUCUCCCUGGGAUCCUGAGUCGCGGGAGCUUCGUGCAGAAUGCUACAUCCGAAUGGGCGAUCCACAGAAAGCCAUCCAGGAUCUGACACCGACAACGAGACUGCGCAACGACAACCGCGCUGCCUUCCUGAAACUCAGCACGCUGCACUACAGCCUCGGAGAACACCACGAGUCGCUCAAUCACAUCCGGGAGUGUCUCAAGCUCGACCAGGAUGAUAAAGAGUGUUUCAGUCACUACAAGCAGGUGAAAAAGCUCAGUAAGCAGCUGGACUCAGCAGAAGAGCUCAUUCAGGUGGAAAGGUUUCAGGAGGCCAUUGAUAAGUAUGAGUCGGUCAUGAAAACAGAACCCAAUGUUGUUUUCUACACAAACCUGGCUAAAGAGAGGAUCUGCUUCUGCCUCGUCAAGCUCAAACUGGCCCAGGAGGCGAUCGAUGUGUGUUCAGAGGCUCAUCAACGAACCCCUCGCAACACGAACGUCCUCCGAGACCGAGCUGAGGCGUAUAUCCUCAAUCAGGACUACGAGAAAGCGGUAGAGGACUACCAGGAGGCCAGAGAGUUUGAUAGUGAAAAUGGUGAUAUCAGAGAUGGACUGGAACGAGCACAGAAAAUGCUCAAAAUCUCCCGUAAGAGAGACUACUACAAGAUCCUUGGUGUCAGCAGGAAUGCCAACAAGCAGGAGAUCAUCAAAGCGUACAGGAAGCUAGCACAACAGUGGCAUCCAGACAACUUCCAGUCCGAGACAGAAAAGAAGGAAGCGGAAAAGAGAUUUAUCGACAUUGCGUCCGCCAAAGAAGUCCUAACCGACCCAGAAAUGAGGCAGAAGUUCGACGCUGGCGAGGAUCCUCUGGACCCAGAGAACCAGCAGGGUGGAGGUGGAGGACAGCAGGGCUGGCCUUUCAACUUCAAUCCCUUCGAGUCUGGGGGCAGCUUUCAUUUCAAGUUCCAGUACAACUAGACAAACUAGGACAAGCUCAACAGGAGGGGCGGGUAGUGAGAGGUGGGUGGGGACAAUUUUGGAUCUGAUGGGACAUUGGGAGAACGAUCUGGUGGAUUUAUGGAAAAGUCUUCCUCCAGAACUUCAAACUGGACACAGUUUUGUGGGGACUUUUUUUUUUUUCCGCACUGUGUCUGGACAGCAGAGGCUGAAGCUAUUUUAAAGAAAGAACUGGGACUUUUUAACAUAAAACAAAGGACCUAAUGACUUUUGGCUCCUGUCAAAUUUACUUGUUGCUCUGCCAGAAAAAGAAAAAUGAAACUGUGUCAGCAUUUCAGAUCAUAGAAACAGAAAGCUGAUUGGUUAAAACGUCAUUGGAUGUCUACGCUCAGUAACCACUUUCCUUUUGUGCCAUUUCUUUUUUUAUGCAGUAGCUCCUCCUGGGACAUUUCAUGGACGUUUUCAUCAAAGUAUUCUGUUGACUGAUUUUGGUUUAUAGUUUUCACCAUGUCAAAGCAAUUCUCCUAUAGAAAACCAAAAUGUUUGUAUUUAAUGACAUUAGGAACCUCUAUGUUCAUUUGAAAUGGGUGAGACUUUAGCACCAUUACAUUAAAUUUGUGGGUUUAAAUGUUUGGAACCUUUCUGGAUCUUAAAUCCUUACAGUAGCUCCGUGAUUGUUUUUUGUAAAGUUACCUACUUGGAAUAUAGUGUGUUUUAAAUCUCAACGGGCUGUGCUAUAUGAUCCAGCUGCAAACAUUGAUGUAACCUAUUUUUUUCAAAGCUGUUUAAAACACAAUUUGACUAUUUAUUGCACAAAUAUGGCAACUGGUGACUGAGUUUACAACUGUGUUUUUUUUUUUGUCCCUCUCCACCUUUUAACUCAUUUCAAAGUAUCUCUUUGAAAACUUGCACUUUUUUCCCCAUUUAAAAAAUCACUCCGUGUUCCCUACUCUUGUGCGGUGCUUAAACUGUGGAGUUGGAUAUUUGUCCACCUGGUUGCACUGAGGCAGAAAGUCAAAAGUGUAAUCCAAGUACAAUUUUGCAAAUGAGGAAAACAGUUUGACUAUACUUUGACAUUCUUCUUAAGAUUUUACUUUUUUUAUGAGGACAAUUUAAGUUAUUUUUUCAAUAUCUUAAGGAAAUGACUGUAACUGCUUGAUUGUAUGAGCCAAUGUGACAAGAUUUUUGCAUUUAAAACUAACUGAGUGGGACUGUUUCUGGUGCUUUCUAGGUUUUGUGCGGUUAGCGGCAUCAAUUUUUCUGUUGCCAAACUGAAUCAGCUAACAUCCUCACCUGUAAUAAAAAUAUUGAAACAA